Molecule: messenger RNA, 1002 nt
Organism: Penicillium angulare
Lineage: Eukaryota; Fungi; Ascomycota; Eurotiomycetes; Eurotiales; Aspergillaceae
Product: triglyceride lipase
Exons: 9
Coding region: 1-1002 (333 amino acids)
Molecular function (GO): triacylglycerol lipase activity
Source: RefSeq, a predicted model, not a curated record
AUGGGACAUGCAGUUCCUUCAAUGGUCUUGAGCACGUCGAUAACUCGCACUUGCGGUCAUGGCAUUAUAAGAAAUCCAUCAAAGCGUGCAUUUCACUCGUUCUCCAGGAGGGACAAGCCGAUUCUUGAUCCGCGCUUAGAGGAUCAUGGGCACGUUAUUCAUGACAAAUAUUCAGUCAUUCGAGAUAGCUACGAUGCCCCAAAGCACCCAGUAGUCCUCGCUCAUGGGCUGUUGGGCUUUGAUGAGUUGCGGCUGGCCGGUCCCUAUCUUCCCAGUGUCCAAUAUUGGCGCGGAAUCAAAGAAGCAUUGGCCACUCAAGGUAUUGAAGUGAUAACUGCUACUGUUCCUCCUUCUUCGUCGAUCGAACAACGUGCCGAGGAACUAGCCCGUGAUAUCGAGGCCGGAGCACGAGGAAAGGAUGUAAAUAUAAUUGCUCAUAGUAUGGGUGGCCUUGACUCUCGAUAUAUGAUUAGUCGGCUCAAACAAGAGAAGUUCAAAGUGCUCUCGUUAACAACUAUCGCUACUCCGCAUCGAGGUUCUGCUGUUGCAGAUUACGUCUUUGACCAAAUUGGAGCCGAUCGACUCCCGCAGAUUUACUAUACUUUGAACCGGCUUAGUGUUGAGACCGGUGCAUUUGCCCAAUUAACCAGGAAGUACAUGUCUGAAACAUUCAAUCCGAGUACACCAGACGUUAAUGAUGUUCGAUAUUUUUCCUAUGGGGCAGCAGUUGAUCCUAGUAUCUGGUCUGUCUUCCGUUUAUCUCACAAGAUUCUCGCUGCGGCGGAAGGUCCCAAUGAUGGGCUCGUGAGUGUUGCGAGUAGCCGAUGGGGUGGGGAAGACGGAUAUAAGGGGACACUGGUGGGAGUCAGCCAUUUGGAUUUGAUAAACUGGAGCAACAGAGUAAAAUGGCUUCUUGGAGAAGUCAUGGGUCAACGGCGAAAUUUCAAUGCCAUUGCUUUUUACUUGGACAUCGCAGACAUGUUGGCGAAAGAAGGCCUUUGA